Molecule: messenger RNA, 1023 nt
Organism: Neohortaea acidophila
Lineage: Eukaryota; Fungi; Ascomycota; Dothideomycetes; Mycosphaerellales; Teratosphaeriaceae
Exons: 1
Coding region: 1-1023 (340 amino acids)
Source: RefSeq, a predicted model, not a curated record
AUGGCGGUCACCGCUGCCCCUCAUAUCACGACUCAAAACACUACCAGCAUUGCAGACGGCAAUCUCGAGCCCUUCCUGCAGCCAGACUUCGACGCAGCCGACUAUCUGAACAGCACUCUGCCCACCCUCUCCGUCUCAUCGUCCUUCCGAAGCACCCAAAAUGCUCGCGCGGUUCAGCUGCCGGAACUCUCGACGCAAUUGCAAACUCUGCUGUCACAGCUGAACGCCCAGACUUCCCGCCUGUCCAACUCUCUAACUCAGCUCACCGAUGAGAUUGUACGAAGCGGGGGAAGGCUGGCGUACGAGGUGGAAGUGCUCAAAGGGGAGGCCAUUGGGCUCACCGAUGUGUUGGAAACGAGUUUAGAAGAAGAUAUUGGAGUUCUCACGACCGGCACAACUGCGGAGGGAGACACUGUGAAAGCGAGUGAGGGAGAGACUGCAGAAGCUGGGCAUGGAGAGGUGCAGUCCGCGGACCACGAGCCGGAGUAUCUAGGGCAGUUGAGAACACUGGCAUCGGUCCGAUCAAGACUGGACCAGGUGAUAAAGGUCUUCGGCGAAGCAAUGCAAUGGCCCAUCGCGCCAUCCGAGGUCUCGGUGGCGUCGUCUCUGAUCUCGGUGUCCGCGCCAAGUGCUGGCGAGGAUGUCCAAAGUCGCGAAGAGAAGGGCAAGGCUUAUGCCGAAAAGGUGCGCGGCGAGAUCUCUGAUCUCAUUGGAUCUGGCAACGAUGCCGCGGAUCUGGAGGCUGCGGCUGCCAGGGUCGAGGAGCUGAGACGGUUAGCGGAGGUGUGGAAGGGCACCAGCGAAGAGAAGGCACGCACGAAAUUCGUCGAGAGCCUACAGAAGCUGGUCGAAGAUAAGCAGAAGGCUAUGGGCAGGACGAGUACGCAGAGGUCUACUGCACUACCUUCACGCGGCAUGGACUAUCGAUACGGCGACACGAGCACCAGCAAACUACCAACUGAGGGUGGCUAUGGCUUUCUGCAGAAUCUGCGCAGCCUCAAGAACGAUGUGUAUCUCGAAUGA